UAAAGCGAGAAAAGGUCUGCAAGGCCAGGGACAUUGAAGUGCAUGAAACCUCCUACGCAGACAUCAUGCAGCGCCUGGUGAGGCGUUACCUCUUUAAGCGCGAGCGGGAGAGAGACUCUGAAGCUGAAAAACCCAAGGAGAGUCUUGUUCUGCGUGCAGAGGACAUACAGGGCGCGGAGAUGGGCAUGUUUGGUGGAAAUGACCCCAACAGGAUAGUGGAGUUUGCAGGUGGGUUCUGGGCUUCCGACUUCGUUUUUCUGACUUCUCAUAGGCUCCAACAGGAGUUUUUGCAUAGACAGCACGUCCAACUCAAUAAUAAGUAG
Messenger RNA from Dibothriocephalus latus, 323 nucleotides. NCBI's taxonomy places the organism in Eukaryota, Metazoa, Platyhelminthes, Cestoda, Diphyllobothriidea, Diphyllobothriidae. The record is from the annotation of a GenBank genome assembly.